AUGCUGAGGGACACCAAGCCGGCGAGAGACUCAUCCCUGACCCAUGGCUUGGGAGAUGCCUGUAAGGCUGGCAGGGUCUGCCAGGGACGCCCAAGGGAGAACCUCAGAGGCAGCGAAGGCUUGGCUGUUGCUUCCUGGCAGACAGGCGUCAGGGAGUCUAGUGGAGCCGUGGCCAGGCUCUAUGGUGAAGCGACCCUCCCGUGCAGGAACAGAGCAUCCAAUGCACACUCAGGGACACUUGCAAGCUGCAGAGUUUCCCUGUCACACUCCGUCAGCUCAUACCCAGUGCUGGGACCAGACGUGACCGAGAACGCUGGCGCCUCCAUGCCAGUGUUCACGGCUCUGCCCUUUGCCACACCUGCUCCCGGCCCAGCACACGGGCCGCCCCUCAGGACUGCAGUGGUUCCUCCAGGUGGCCCUCCGGUGCUGUCUGCCUUCCCCAGGACCCCUCUGGUGGCAGGACAGGAUGGCCGAGGCCCAAAUUGGGUUGGGGCUUCCAACAUCCUUGUCCAGAUGAGGACAGAAGUGGGGCCUGUGAAGGCCCCUCAGGCACAGACCUUGGUCCUAACUCAGGUACCCCUCGUCUGGCAGGCUCCAGGUGCCGUCUGUGAGGGCGUGGCAUGUCCACCUCCCCGGCCCCUGGCAGCUGCCCCUGUGGUGCCCGCUAUGGCUGCCCAGGUCGUUGGGGGCACCCAGGCCUGUAAGGGAGGCUGGUCCCAGGGCCUUCCUCCUCCAGCACCACCAGCGGCUCCCCAGCCAGCCCUCAUCAUGGCCCCAAGAAAUGCUUGUCCAUGGCCACAAGGGGCUCAUAGAGAGGGCAACCUGGCUCCCUCCCAGGCCAAGAAUCCCGCACACGACUCCUGCAACCCCAAGACCGUGUAUGAGAACUUCCGACUCUGGCAGCACUACAAGCCCUUGGCUCAGAGGCACCUUCCCCAGAGCCCGGACAUGGAAGCGCUUUCCUGCUUCUUCAUGUGAGUGUCCUCGGAGCAC
Molecule: messenger RNA, 993 nt
Organism: Sapajus apella (tufted capuchin)
Lineage: Eukaryota; Metazoa; Chordata; Mammalia; Primates; Cebidae
Product: NUT family member 2F-like
Exons: 2
Coding region: 1-978 (325 amino acids)
Source: RefSeq, a predicted model, not a curated record